This is a messenger RNA of Contarinia nasturtii (swede midge), 768 nucleotides long. Its product is annotated as serine/threonine-protein phosphatase 6 regulatory ankyrin repeat subunit C-like. The record is from RefSeq and is a predicted model, not a curated record. The transcript has 8 exons. Gene Ontology annotation, molecular function: protein binding. NCBI's taxonomy places the organism in Eukaryota, Metazoa, Arthropoda, Insecta, Diptera, Cecidomyiidae. The coding region runs from base 1 to 768 and encodes 255 amino acids.
AUGGAUGAAUUUGCCACAACAAAUGUUUUAGAGCGAUAUAAACGAAUCCAAAGUCAAACAGAAGCAACCAAAACAUUAAUUGAUUAUGGAGCCAUUGUUAAUGCCGAAGACAAUGAGCAGAAGAGUCCGCUUCAUUACGCUGCUGAUAAAGGUCACAUUGAAAUAAUAAAAACUCUUAUUGAACAUGGAGCCAAUAUAAAUGCAGAAGAAAAUAACAAACGUACACCUUCAACACUUCACUGGGCUUCUCGGAAUGGUAAUCUGGAAGCAAUAAAAUAUCUGGUGGAACAUGGAGCAAAUUUGAGUGUGGAUGAAACGCUAAAUUAUAAAACCCCACUUCACUGGGUUGCUGAGAAUAGUAAUUUAGAAGCAGUCAAAUAUCUAGUAGAACAUGGAGCCAAUAUAAAUGCGUAUGUAAUUGGCCGUUACCAAGGGACUCCACUUCAUAACGCUGCUUAUUAUGGUAAUGCAGAAGUAGUCAAAUAUCUACUUAACCAUGGAGCCAAUGUACAUGCAGAAGACAAUGUGAAAAAUACACCACUACAAUACGCAGCAGAGACUGGUCAUUUAGAAGCAAUAAAAUAUCUAGUAGAACAUGGAGCCAAUGUAAAUUCGGAAGGCGAUUAUGAAGAAACUUCACUUCAUAGAGCUGCUUUGAAUGGUAAUUUUGAAGCAGUCAAAUAUCUUGUCGGACAUGGAGCAAAUGUAAAUGCUAUUGAUAGGCUGCAUCUUACGCCGCUCUGGCAAGCCACUCAGAAUGGGAAUUGA